UAUGAAAUUUUAUAGCUGGCAGCUUUGUAUAGUACAUGCUUUUAUUUGGUUGUUGGUUAUCAUUUAUUCAAUUAUCGAUGUGUCUUCUUUCUGUCUAUUCUUUAAAAUUCUAGAAAUAAAUAUUGAAUAAUACCAGUUAUAUCUAAUAAAUAUACUUAAGAUGCCGAAUAUUAAAUUGCAGUCGUCGGACAAUGAAGUAUUUGCAGUCGAUGUGGAAAUAGCAAAAUGUUCAGUAACCAUCAAAACGAUGUUAGAAGAUCUCGGCAUGGAUGAUGAGGAGGAGGAAGUUGUUCCUCUGCCCAACGUCAAUUCUGCUAUUCUCAAGAAAGUCAUUCAGUGGGCGACUUAUCAUAAAGAUGAUCCGCCAUUACCUGAGGAUGACGAAAACAAAGAGAAAAGAACAGAUGACAUUUCGUCUUGGGAUGCUGAUUUCUUAAAAGUAGAUCAGGGCACCCUCUUUGAACUUAUCCUAGCUGCAAAUUAUUUAGAUAUUAAAGGGCUCUUGGAUGUUACUUGUAAGACAGUAGCUAAUAUGAUUAAAGGUAAAACUCCAGAAGAAAUUCGAAAAACCUUCAACAUUAAAAAUGAUUUUACAGCUACUGAAGAGGAUCAGGUGCGCAAAGAAAAUGAAUGGUGUGAAGAAAAGUAAUCCCUUUUAUUUUUUUAUCGUUAACUUUUUCAUGAUACUAAAUUAAAGCAUUGUAGAUUUAAUUUAUAUUUUGAGACACUAGCCGACUAAAAUCACAGGUGAUAUGUUUUUAUUUAAAGAAGACAUUUUCAUGUGUUGUAAAGCAGUUAUUUCUGUUUACUAUAUAUUUAUAUUUACAGGUAUGUUUAAGAGUAUAAAUUGAUAAAGUGUUAGAGAUAAUUUUUUAGGUUGUAUUGAAUAAUUUGUUUUAAUGGAGUGUUGUAAAUUUGAGUUUUCAAGUAUUGUAUUUAAAUAUUAACAAUAAUAAUAGUAAGGCACCAUAUCCAUCUUUAUAUUCUAAAAGCGAAAGGUUUUACACAGAGGUAACAUUCGAAAAUAAGUUUGUAUGAUUUGUAGAAAUUGUAAGAAUUGGAUCUGAACAAACAUUAUUUUCAUGACUGUUCUUAACUUAACAUUUCUAAUAUUUUUCAAACAAACAUUUUGAUUAUUGUAUGGCAUAGAGUCUAACAAAGUAAAAACACAAGGACUUACUUAAUAUUUUGGAGAUAUUAUAUGUAAACAAGAUUAUGGGGAGAACAUUACAAAAGUAGAAGAAAGAACAGAAUGUAUAAAUUUUUCAUAUUUCAAACUCAUAUGUUUGACAACAAUAACAUACUAUCUUAAGGUUCAUUGACCGGGCAGAUACUUAUCAAUUAAAGGUUAAUUAUAUCUAAACAUGAAGUGUGUCUUUAGAAUAAGUAUGAUGUUAAAAUCUUUCAAUUAAUUUAUUGAACACUACUUCAUAUGAUUCAAAUGAUAACUUUUCAUGGCGGAAUGCCUAUUAAAAUGGUUUGCUCUCAUUAUCAUAUUAUUAUCAUUUAAACAUCGUUAGUGCAUUUUACUUAAUUUCAUGUAAAAAUCAUUCAUCAUAGCUUUGAGUUCUAAUAAAGUAGUUAUUGUAAUAAAUAUUCUUGUUUUUCGGGUUCCCAUUUGAUAGUAAAAUAAAGGACAUUCCAAUAGAACCAACA
Galleria mellonella (greater wax moth) is the source of this 1656-nucleotide messenger RNA. It is a transcript of the gene SkpA, whose product is annotated as S-phase kinase-associated protein 1. The record is from RefSeq and is a predicted model, not a curated record. The coding region runs from base 161 to 649 and encodes 162 amino acids. Gene Ontology annotation, molecular function: cullin family protein binding. The transcript has 2 exons. NCBI's taxonomy places the organism in Eukaryota, Metazoa, Arthropoda, Insecta, Lepidoptera, Pyralidae. Gene Ontology annotation, biological process: SCF-dependent proteasomal ubiquitin-dependent protein catabolic process. Gene Ontology annotation, cellular component: nucleus; cytoplasm.